Lobosporangium transversale is the source of this 1712-nucleotide messenger RNA. RefSeq lists its product as hypothetical. The record is from RefSeq and is a predicted model, not a curated record. NCBI's taxonomy places the organism in Eukaryota, Fungi, Mortierellomycota, Mortierellomycetes, Mortierellales, Mortierellaceae. Gene Ontology annotation, molecular function: oxidoreductase activity. The transcript has a single exon. The coding region runs from base 59 to 1606 and encodes 515 amino acids.
UUUUUUUUUCUUCUUCGUCUUUGUUUUUGAUCUUCUGCUACAGCACAUUUUUCAAAUCAUGAGCGACACAUCAAUAACCACUGCUUUACAAGAUAUGUCGAUGGUGAAGUCUUCAAAUUCAUGUUUGAAAAAAGACAUCAACAACACUAACAUGAACUGCAAUAACAAUAGUACUCUUGAUUUUAAGCAACUCUGUCCAACAACUUCUAAUCCUGAUAAUGGAUCAACAACAACAACAGCAGCAGCGACAACUUCACAAGACAUCUUGCCCUCCUCGUCUGUUCCCAUUCACUCUGGGGACACAUGUAGUGCUUCUACCGAAAAACAGAACGACCCAUCAUCACUAUCGCCACCAUUCACAGAAAAAGAUUCUACUGUGAUUGCGGCCGCAACGACAACAGUACCUACUACAACUCCCCUUUCUGAUUCUGAUUCUGAUUCUACUUCUACUUCUGAUUCUACUUCUGCUUCUACUACUGUCCCUAUUUCUACUUCAACAUCUCUCGCAACAACACCAACGACACCAACGACACCAACAACACCCACUCCAACCGCAGGCACUCUCUCAAUCUUACCACCCCUCAUCAUCACUCAAUCCACUAUUCGUCUUGACAUCGCCUUCGACACCACCUGCCCCUGGUGUUUUGUUGCCAAACGUCGAAUCUCUCGAGCGAUCCGACUCUUUCAUUCUCUUUCCCCUGAAGCCUCCAAAGUUCGUUUCCAAAUCCAUUGGCAUCCCUACCAAUUGGAUCCUCAAGCACCUCAAUCCCCCAUCAUGAAAGCAAGAUUGUACACUCGAAAACACGGCCCUGAUCGUGCAGAUUUGAUCAAAAAUCGGGUCGGGAACGCGGCAAAAAGAGAAGGAAUAGAGUUUAUGAAUGCGGAAGAGAUUUUAUACUGCAACACGUUGAAUUCUCACCGGUUGAUCUAUUAUGCAAGAGAGCGAAUCGGGAAACAAUGGCUAAUGCAACUGAUUUCAUCCUCAGCAUCGUCACAAUCAUUAACAUCAGCAUCAGCAUCAGCAUCGUCAGUUCGUAACACCAUUCUUGAGGAGUCAUUCGCAAGAAUAAAACCACUACAAGAAAAUAAUAACUAUAACACCAGCAAUAACAACAAUAACAUCACUAAUGAUUGUAACAACAACAAUGGUGGCGACGAAGAAGAGAGAGAGGAGGAAGAGGAGGAAGAGGAAGAGGAGAGAAGGAAGGAAUUGCAGGAUAUGAUGGAUGAACUUGGAGCUCUAACUGAGGGUGCAAUGGUGGAAGAACUGUUUCAAAGUCAUUUUGAACGCGGAGAGUGUGGUGACUUGCCUACGCUCUCCAUAAUUGCUCGAAAGAUCCUAUGCGCAGUCGUUGCAGAUCAACAAACCAAAGGCCGAUUGGACUCCAGCAAUGAUUACAAAGUGGAAAUCGAACAGGAACUUGACAGCAUCUCCGCUUAUCUCGCUUCAGAUGAAAAUUUACAAGAAAUUAAGAAUCAAAUCAAAGUCGCUAAGCAUGAGCUGGGCAUUCAAGGUGUACCUACCACUAUCGUUCAGAACACGUACCUCUUGUCUGGAGGCCAAGAUCCUUUGACGUUUGUAGAGAUUUUCAAGCGCGUUGUAUAGCAAUCAAGACCAGUAGUAUGGUACAAAUAAACUCUAUCUGAUGGAUGAUGACCCAUGAUUGGCAUUAAAUACAACUUACAGAUAAUAAUAAAAGGUUCAUCACCAU